Rhincodon typus (whale shark) is the source of this 2958-nucleotide messenger RNA. RefSeq names its product zinc finger protein 235-like. Bases 354 to 1721 code for a protein of 455 amino acids. The transcript is spliced from 2 exons. NCBI's taxonomy places the organism in Eukaryota, Metazoa, Chordata, Chondrichthyes, Orectolobiformes, Rhincodontidae. The record is from RefSeq and is a predicted model, not a curated record.
GGGCAUUGUGGGUAAACAUCUCGCCACUGGUGUGUACGAUUUGUUUUGUGAUGAUGGGUGUGACGCGAGAAUAGCAGUCAUUAAAAUGUGGAACCAAACCAUACUCGACGAAAGAGAAGAUUUGAAGUUUGGAAUCCAAUGCGAACACCCUAUAACGAUUAAAGCAAAGUACAGCAGAUUUGGAAAACUGUAACAGAAAUGAAAAAUGCUGGGGAGGGUCUGGUUGCAUCUCCAGAGAGAUAAACCGUAUGAACAUUUCAGGUUUGUUGUGACUCAUCUUCAGAACAGGAUCACACCAGGAUCUGUUGGAGUCGCCCAAUUUAUCACAACCUGAAAAUCCUCGGAUAUUGAACAUGGAAGGAGAAAGCACUGUUCACAGUAGAGAGAAACCGUACAUGAGUUCUGUGUGUGGACAAGGAUUCAGACAGUCAUCUGGCCUGUUGAAACACAAGUGCAGUCACGUUGGGGAGAAACUGCGGAAAAGUGGGGACUGCAAGGAGGCAUUCAGUUACAUUUCUGAUCCGGAAAUUCACCAACGUGGUCACACUGAGAAAUGGCCAUUUAUCUGUUCCAUAUGUGGGAAGGUAUUCACUCAAUCGUCCAUGCUGCUGACACACCAGCGCGUUCACACUGACCCUUUCAAAUGCCAAGAUUGUGGGAACUGCUACAAACGUUCCAGCGAACUGAUGUCCCACCUACGUGUUCACACUGACGAGAGACCCUUUAAAUGUUCAGUUUGUGGGAAGUGUUUUAAAAGUUCCGGGGAACUGGUACGUCAUCAAAGUGUUCAUACUGAGGAGAGACAGUUCAAGUGCUCUCACUGUGGGACUGGGUUCAGCCGACCAUAUGAUCUCCGUGCACACCAGAGAGUUCAUACUGGGGAGAGGCCAUUCACCUGCACAGAGUGUGGGAAGGGAUUUACUCGGACAUCCAGCCUGUUGAAACACCAGCGGGUUCACACUGAGGAGAGGCCUUUCAAAUGCCCAGACUGUGGGAAGGGCCAUAUAGGUUCCACCGAGCUGAUGUCCCAUCAACGUGUUCACUCUGAAGAGAGACCGUUCAGGUGCUGUCACUGUGGGACUGGAUUCAGAUGGUCAUCUGACCUCCGUGUACACCAGCGAAUGCAUACUGGGGAGAGGCCAUUCACUUGUACGGAGUGUGGGAAGGGGUUCUCUCGGUCAUUUUACCUCAUGACGCACCAGCGAGUUCACACUGGAGAAAGGCCAUUCACCUGCUCAGUGUGUGGGAAGGGAUUCACUCAGUCAUCUCACCUCAUGGCACACCAGCGAGUACACACUGAGGACAGACCUUUCAAAUGCCCAGACUGUGGGCAGUGCUAUAAAAGUUCCAAGGCUCUGUUGUCUCAUCAACAUGUCCACACUGACGAGAGACCUUUUAAAUGUCCAGUUUGUGGGAAAUGCUUUAAAAGUUCUGGAGAUCUGAUGCGUCAUCAACGUAUUCACACUGACGAUAGACCGUUCAAGUGCUCUCGCUGUGGGACUGGGUUCAGGCGAUCAUCUGACCUCAGUGUACACAAGCGAAUUCACACUGGAGAAAGACCAUUCCCCUGCUCUGAGUGUGGGAAGGGAUUCACAACCAAAUCCAAUCUGCUGAUACAUCAGCGAGUUCACAAUGGGGAGAGGCCAUUUACCUGCUCAGUGUGUGAGAAGAGAUUCACUCAGUCAGCUCACCUGCUUCGGCACCAGCGACUUCACAAGUGACUGCAGCGGGGACUGGAUUUUGCUGUUAACCACAACUAGAAUGGAGCUAUGUUCAUCAGGGUCAAUUUCUGCUGAUGUUUAGCUCAGUCACAAGUGCUAAUAUUUGGCAAAAUAGUCAGAUAAAUCAGUUUUGUGUUCAACACAGAGUCUGCCUAUUUUAACAUUCUUUACACUUCACUUUGAAGAGGUCUCCCUGUCUCCUUCUCUUCAUCAACUUAUCACUAAGAUUGAGACAAUCUGAUCAGCUGCCUCUAUUUCUUCCUCACCCACCACUAGCCCAUCGGACAAACUCACUCCAAUUUUCUCUUUCUUUGAAACCUGCUCCAGCUUCUCUCCUAUUUGAGAGAAUCCACAAAAACGCAAAAGGAAAGUUAUGAAAUUGAUCUGAAUGAAUCUGGACAUUUGGGGCCAUUGGGAAAAGAAGGUGACCAUGAAAGCUACCAGACUGUUGUAAAAACCCAACGAGAGAGAGAGAGGGAGAGGGAGAGAUGGAGGUAGGGAAAACAGGGAGCAAUAGAGAGGGACUUUACAUCUCCAGAACACAGCCAAGGCUUUGAGAAAAUCUCCCAGACCGUCAUGUCCCACCUCCUGGAAGGACUAGAGGAGCAGCUGGAUGUGAACAUCAUUACUUCCAGGUUCCCUCCAUCUCACAUACUGUCCCCAUAUUUUGGACAUCAGAACUGGAUGAACAGAAAUUUCCUCUAAUCAAAUACUAAGGAAGACCGGUGCCAUGGUCUUCAGUUCCAUCACGAUCUCCACUCCCUUGCUGCCAACUCCAUCCCUCUCCCCCUAGGCAACUGUCUGAGUUUCUACACAAGCAGGGCAUGGUAUUUUACUCCAAGAUGAGCUUCCAACUAUCUCCCCCUGCCCCACCUCACAAUGCUGCACGAUCUCUGCUCCUCUCUAAUUUCGGGUCACAGACAGCCCUGAUUUUAAAUCGGUCCACCAUGCUUUCAGCUGACAAGCCAGAAGCUAUGGACAUUCCUUGCUAACGCUUUCUGCCCCUCAACUUCAUUUUCCUCCUUCAGGAUGCGUGUUAAAAAUCUACCUCUUUGACCAAAAGAGGUCAAAACUUGGUUUCUGCCCUAAUAUCUUGUUGUACAACUUUGUAACACCCCUCAGUAUCUUGGAACAAUCCAAUAUUUAAAAGGCAUCAUGAUAGAUACAACUUGUUGUUGGACACAUAUCACUGUUCCCUCCUCAUCUCUGGAUGAAUAAACUGUAACUCUUCACCUCA